Molecule: messenger RNA, 702 nt
Organism: Cryphonectria parasitica EP155
Lineage: Eukaryota; Fungi; Ascomycota; Sordariomycetes; Diaporthales; Cryphonectriaceae
Exons: 2
Coding region: 1-702 (233 amino acids)
Source: RefSeq, a predicted model, not a curated record
AUGUCUUUCAAGACCUUCGCUCUUUUCGCGCUCCUCGGCGCCAGCCAGGCCACGCCGACCCCUAUGGUCCUCCAGCAUGACGACAUCCUCCUCCUGCGCGAUGACGGCCCGGCCGUCGUGAUGAAGGAGUGGGAGUACCAGAUCCAGGAGGACAUCAAGGAGGUGAAGCGCAAGGCCAACGCUCCUCGGGAGUCUUUCACCGUAUCCAACCUCGACCGAAGGUGCGAUGAGAGCACCGAGGUCCAGGUCCUCACCGACACCACGUUCAAUGACUGGGAUGUCACCAUGUCCCCAGUGCUUCAGAACUCCGGGGCUGGUGCUCUGAUUGCUGUCACCCAGGGAUAUUCUCUGGCAAACUCUGUCUCGGUAUCCGCAUCUGUCGGAACUUCCCUGGAGGGUAUUUUGUCCACGACCAUGACCAUCGACACCACCGAGACCUGGACGACCACGGACUCGCAGACAUGGACAUUCAACGUGCCGGCUGGCCAGUACGGUCUCGUCGUCAGCAACCCGCUGGUCCGCCGUAUCACUGGCAAUGUGAUCUCGGGCUGCACUGACACCCCAACCACGGAUGCCUUCACUUCGGAUUCAUACUCGAGCCAGCAGUCGGGAGACCUGGCGUGGGUGACUGGCCCCAUCAGGCUGUGCAACAGCACCGCCUAUCCUAUCCCGUACUGCAUCGGUACAGGAACACACUCGUAG